Messenger RNA from Salvelinus sp. IW2-2015, 1931 nucleotides. Its product is annotated as relaxin-3 receptor 1-like. Gene Ontology annotation, cellular component: external side of plasma membrane; membrane. Lineage: Eukaryota; Metazoa; Chordata; Actinopteri; Salmoniformes; Salmonidae. Gene Ontology annotation, biological process: positive regulation of cytosolic calcium ion concentration; cell chemotaxis; calcium-mediated signaling. The record is from RefSeq and is a predicted model, not a curated record. Gene Ontology annotation, molecular function: C-C chemokine receptor activity; C-C chemokine binding.
UGUAUUCACUUAUUGAACGUCAUUCAGAUAGGCGAUUUCUAGUUUACAAAACGAGCGUCCCCAACAGGGAAGUGUUUCGUAGCAGGGGGUAGUGUGAACUCAGCAARGGCAAAGGGAAGGGACAGAUUCAAAGUUACUGUCAAGUCUGCGUGAUGUUCAUCUGUUCAGAACUGUUACACUGCUAAAUUCAUACACGGUUGAGUCAGAUGGUCUUUCCAGGUUGUGCUGUGGUCUCCAGGAGCGGAUCCGUGGAACAUUGCCAUCAUCGGAGCAACGGAAGCCCACUAAACGGAUUAUCUUCCAUUCAAGUCAGUGAAUGAAGGACAAUCAAUGAAUGCACAAAGAUUAAUUUCUCAUUGGACAAACCAGGAAUGACCUGUCUUGUACUAUAGUUUCAUAUACAAUUGGAACGUCAGUAGAUGGAAACAGAAAGACCCUCAACUUUAACGGACUAAAACUCCUGCCAUCCGAAAGCUUCUCCUACACAACCACCAUUUAGGAUUGUCUCAACUGUUCUUUUGGUUGUUUUCUCCUGGCCACAUCCAAAAUGUCUGAGGCUGACUUCCAGAGACUUGAGCUCUUUAACACGACCCUGUGCAGAUAUCGUGAGGACCCGUCCUGUAACCAUUCCCACCUGAACUUCCAUGACACCAGCAUGGUAUACGAUCUGGACUUCCCUGGCGAUGGCUCCCCCUGGCUGCGCACCAUCAUCUCUGUGGUUUACUGCACCGUGGCCAUCGUCGGACUGCUGGGCAACCUCCUGGUGCUGCACCUUCUCUGCUCCACCCGGACCAUCUUCAAGAGUACCAUCAACUUCUUUGUGUUCAACCUGGCCCUGGCUGACUUGCUGCUCUCCCUGGUGCUGUCGUUCUGGGCAGUAGACAUCGCCCUGGACUACAGCUGGCCUUUUGGUUUGACCAUGUGCAAGGCCGUGUCCCUCCUGACAGGACUCAACGUCUACGCCAGUUGCUUCUUCCUGACCGCCAUGAGCUUGACCCGCUACUGUUCGGUGGCUACAGCGCUCAAMCCCGCUGCACCACUCGGCCGCAAGCUUUGUGAUUCCCGGGUGACCACCGCACUUAUAUGGGCCGGGGCACUGGUGUUUGCUUUACCGCGAGCCCUGUUCGCCGAUCUCAACAGAGUAGGCAUGUCCAGUGACACUGCAUGCCUGCUCAGAUUCCCUAAAGGUACGAAUUGGCUGGCUGUCAACCACCUCCUGAGGCUUCUGUUUGGCUUUCUGUUGCCCUACUUCAUCAUGAUCCUCUCCUACCUACUCAUGCUGCGAUUCCUCUGCCGGCACAAGCUGAACGGGGUCAACCCACGGCGACAGGCUCAUGUCUCCAAAUCCGUGGCAGUUGUGGUGCUUUCCUUCUGUACCUGCUGGUUCCCGUAUAAUGUGCUAACUCUCUGGAGUUCCCUGAUCCAACUGGACCUCACAGAAAUCAGUCCCUCCUACUACUUUGUCCAGACCUACUUCUUCCCCCUGGCAAACUGCCUGGCCUUUACAAGUAGCUGCCUCAACCCUGUCAUCUACUGCCUCAUUCGCAGGGAGUACCGCAAGGCCCUGCGUAGCCUGGUCUUGAAGUCAAGUCUGGCAAUUGCUUCCAAGGACUGCCUCUUGGCAGUCAAGUCCAACGAGGGCCAGAACCGCGACGGGCAGCUGGGCAUCCCGCUCAACAACAUGGAGAGCCAAACGGCCCAGUCUUACACCAAGAGGUCAGCACUGCCUUCUACCACUCUAUCGCUGGCUCCCAGUCCCAAGAGCCUCUGCCCUCUCAAUGAGCUCACCUGAGGAGGAUAUCACUGACCCUCAGACAUAUAUUAAUUAGAAGCUUCAAUUCAGGUAAAGUUUGUUGGGUUUUUUGCAUGGGUAUGUCCCCCACACGACAAACCUUUUUUUUCCUUUACCAAAGACACAAAGUUGUCUAUAU